GCAGUGCUCACGGGUCAAAUCUGGCUCAGUACUCAGGUUGAAAGAAAAUGAGCGCAGAUAAGAAGGUUACAUUUGUGGAGCCAUUGGAGGUGACUGGAAGUUAUAUAUUAGGGAUGGGAAGAAAGACAACAGAAGAAGAAGAAGCUUUGAAUGACUUUGCUCUAAAGUUGGUUAUGAAAAUCAUGGAUUCUGUGACCUCACAUUUCACAGCCAUGAAAACACCAGUUGGUUGCCUACAAAGACUCACACAUGGGGAAUUGACGCAAGAAACUGGCCUUAAUCAUAUUAAUGGGUUGCUGAAGAUGUGGAAUCACAACUUGCACCGCGUGCAUUAUACAGAAUUCCAGGGGAUAAAAGACUUGGGCGACAGCUUUCUCUACCUUUACUGUGUGUACUGGAGCAUGCCGACUGCUCAGAUACCUGUACCCAAAGUCGAAACCUCAAUGGACUUCACCAUCGAGUUCAACAAAAACAAACCUCCGGAGGCACCCGUUGAUAUCUAUUAUAAAAUGGAUCACCAGUCACUAAUUCUAAAACCAGAAAGGACACCACUUCGAGAAAAAUGGUUAAGGGACUUUCUCGUUGCGAAACAUACCUUAUUGGAAUCAGUUCCCAUAACAAGACAUGCGUAUGACCUUAAAAAUGUUAUGUUAACGCCCUCGGCCCAGAUAAAUCCGGAGCCGCUGAGCACGAAUCGGACCCUCUGCGCCUAAAGACUUUGAUUCCAGAGAUGUAACACAUUUGGGCAUCCAGCGCAGCAUCCAAUAGCAAUGCACUGGGACUGCGAACUGGGCUACAACUCUGUGCUGCCGGGGGUGGAUUUUUUUCCUCCCCACCCUGUCUUCCUGCAUGGAAAUCGGCGGGCUGGCGGCACCCACGUGGCAGGCGCCAUCUUCUAGACUCCAAACCCAGAGGUAUUCGGUUUUUACUUUUGGGGUUCCCAGGAACUCAUGGGAAGG
Molecule: messenger RNA, 959 nt
Organism: Sorex araneus (European shrew)
Lineage: Eukaryota; Metazoa; Chordata; Mammalia; Eulipotyphla; Soricidae
Gene: AKAP14
Product: A-kinase anchoring protein 14
Exons: 6
Coding region: 48-713 (221 amino acids)
Cellular component (GO): cAMP-dependent protein kinase complex
Molecular function (GO): protein kinase A regulatory subunit binding
Source: RefSeq, a predicted model, not a curated record